CCAGCCCGUCGUGAGCUGUCAUUCUGCCUAAAGAAGAGAAAAUUGCACAGCAUCUCUGUGCAGAGGAGUGGGAGAUUCGGGCAAGAAAUAUGCAAUGAAACGCAUCAUUCGUCGCCAUCGACUGUGUGUUUUCUAGUGAAAUGGAGGAGAGGGAUUGUCGCAGGGCGGAUUUACUGUGCGAUCGCCGUGGAACUCUCCUGCCCCUUCGUGAAUGAGAAAUGCCGACUCCUUUCAGCUAUUGGUGUUAACGCAGAGAAAAACACAAAAUGAAGAAGCAAUUCAAUCGGAUGCGACAGCUCGCCAACCAAACCGUUGGCAGGGCAGAGAAAACAGAAGUUUUAAGUGAUGAUCUGCUUCAGGUGGAGAAGAGGUUGGAACUGGUGAAGCAGGUUUCCCACAGCACCCACAAGAAGCUGAGCGCCUGCCUGCAGGGCCAACAGGGGCCUGACGUGGACAAGAGGUCGGUCAGGUCGCCCUCGAAAAAGCUGCCGCUGACCACGUUGGCCCAGUGCCUGGUGGACGGUGCCUUGGUGCUUGGAGACGACUCCCUCCUGGGGAAGAUGUUGAAGCUGUGUGGGGAGACGGAGGACAGGCUGGCCCAGGAGCUCAUUCUGUUCGAAUUCCAGAUGGAGCGGGACGUCAUCGAGCCCCUCUAUGUACUCGCCGAGGUGGAGAUCCCCAACAUCCAGAAGCAGCGGAAGCAUCUAGCGAAGCUGGUGCUAGACAUGGACUCGGCCCGUACGCGGUGGCAUCAGUCUUCCAAGUCCUCAGGUGUGUCCAGCAACCAGCAGCCGGCGGGGGCCAAAGCCGACGCCCUCAGGGAGGAGAUGGAAGAGACUGCCAAUCGCAUGGAGAUCUGCAGGGAUCAGCUAUCAGCAGACAUGUACAGCUUUGUGGCCAAAGAAAUCGACUAUGCAAGCUACUUUCAGACUCUAAUAGAGAUCCAGGCUGAGUACCACAGGAAGUCACUGGAGCUGCUUCAGAGCGUCCUGCCGCAGAUCAAAGCUCAUCAGGAGGCGUGGGUGGAGAAGCCGUGUUACGGGAAGCCCCUGGAAGAGCAUCUGACCAUCAGUGGACGUGAGAUCGCCUUCCCCAUCGAGGCCUGCGUCACCAUGCUUCUGGAGUGUGGUCUGCAGGAGGAGGGCUUGUUCAGAGUGGCUCCAUCGGCCUCCAAGCUAAAGAAGCUGAAGGCGUCCCUGGACUGUGGGGUGUUGGACGUGCAGGAAUACUCUGCUGACCCCCAUGCCAUUGCAGGAGCGCUGAAGUCCUACCUGCGAGAACUUCCAGAACCACUCAUGACCUUUGACCUCUAUGAGGAAUGGAUUCAAGCUUCCAACAUUCAAGAUCAAGACAAGAGGCUGCAAGCUCUGCUCACCGCCUGCGAGAAGCUUCCCACAGCCAACAGCAACAACUUCAGAUACCUGAUAAAAUUCCUAGCCAAGCUGAAUGAGUACCAGGACGUGAAUAAAAUGACAGCAGGGAACAUGGCCAUCGUGCUGGGACCAAACCUGCUGUGGACGCAUGCUGAGGGGAACAUCACAGAGAUGAUGACCACGGUGUCCCUGCAGAUCGUGGGCAUCAUCGAGCCCAUCAUCCAGCAUGCUGACUGGUUCUUCCCUGGAGAGAUUGAGUUCAACGUGACAGGCAAUUAUGGCAGCCCCAUCCACACCAACCACAACGCCAACUACAGCUCCAUGCCCUCGCCUGACAUGGACCACUCUGAUCGCAAGCACGACCAAGGCCGACGCCCCCUCAGUGUCGCCACUGACAACAUGAUGCUGGAGUUUUACAAGAAAGAUGGCAUUAGGAAAAUACAAAGCAUGGGCGUCCGGGUGAUGGACACGUCUUGGGUGUCACGCAGGGGCUCGUCCUCAGCACGCAAGGCGUCCUCCACCCCUCCGGGGGCCCAGACUCCUGCUCCGCCCACCGACUCGCUCAUCCCUGAGCAGCCGGAUGAGCUCUCUGCCACCCCCUCCCCUGCUACCCCCGCUAGCAGCGACCGGGCCAGCAGAGCCGUGUCGUCCGUGUGGUUGGACUCCCGUUACGCCCGCCCCCCCGCUGGGGAGGAGAGCCCGCCCCCUCCCAGCCAUUCCUCCUCUUUCCCCGCCUCCUUCCCUGACCCUGCCCCCCAGCAUUCCUAUGCCCCAGCACCCCCCCUUGCAUACCCUGUGCCCACUGCGCCCCCCCCACCUCUCUGCCACUGGGCUUGCUCUGGCGCCCCCCCGUCUUCUCCGCAGCUUGACAUCAACUCCAACCCCAAACCUACCUCCCUGCCCCUCCCCAAGCAGGACCCGAUCCCUGAGGUGGCACCUGCCCCCCCUGUGUUAAUUCCUCAUGACCCCCUCCCCAGAGACCCCACUAACUGCCCCCUGCCCACCCCCCCACCAUGGGCCACCUGUGUCAAAGAGCGAGGAGCCAAGCUGACUAGUACCCUGAAGAACAAAGAGCUCUCUCCUUCGUUUGGGCAGAAAGGCAUCCAGGGGCCGGGCCCCAGUGGUAAUGCAGCCAGUAGCGGGCAGGCACAGCUGACCACUGAGCAGAGCCCUCACACCUUGCGCAAAGCAGUAUGUCGGAAGCUGGUCCCCGUCCCUCCCAAAGUCCCAUUCUGCCCGUCGGGGGCAGUGUCCGAUCAGUCUACGGGGCAGCCGUCCCCGGUCAGCUUGUCCCCCACCCCUCCCAACACGCCCUCCCCUUACGGCUUCGGAUACCCCCAGGGCUACGCCACCGUCUCCUCCCCGGGUCAGGCUUCCCCAGCCACGCCCACAUCCCUGUCCUCACCCCCCUCACUGAGCGGCACGCUCACCAAAUCCCGGGCCGCGGCCAAGCCCCGGCAGCGGCCUAGCCUGCCCCCCCCGCCACAGCCGCCCACCGCCCCCGGCUCCAGUCCCCAGUCCUUGGAGCACGGCCUGCUGGACGGACUGUCCUCCGGGGAGAGCAUGUCCACAGACUCUCUCCUUGAGCCGGAUCACCCCCCUGUUUACGCUGACCCGGAUGGCCCCCACAAUAAGCACAAGGCCGCCCCCUCUGGAGACUCGGCACCGAUGGCAGCGGGACAGACCAGGAGGGCGGAGUCUGAGGAGGAGUCGGAGAGCACGGUGCUAUGACGGCGCCAAGAACCGCCCCCCUGCUGGCAAUCAACCAAUCAUGGCCCCCCUCCCCCCCCCACAAACUUACCGGCUCUCCUGCUCUCCUCCUCCGCCUCCUCCUCGUCCCGCAGCUGAGUAGGAGGCUGUCGGAUUCCGGAUGCUGCCCCUCACCCCCUGGACGAGCCUCCCUAAAGUACCGCUCCACAAACCCACCUCCCCAGGCUACUACUGGGUCUCUCUCUACUGACUGCAAAGGAGCUCGUGUCUGUAGAUAAUGUUAAAAGAACAGAAUAUAUGAGUAUAUUUACACUGGGACCUGCGAAAACAGGAGCGAAAGCCCAUGUGACAGGAGUGUUGUCUAUAGCUACCGCAUGGUCAUUUUUUUAAACAUUUUUAUCGUUUUUCAAAUUUUCUUUCUCGACAUUGUCAUCCUCGCCUGCGUCCCAGUGUCAAACUCUAAGUUGCCCGCUGCACCAAUGAGCAGGACCCCCGUCAAUUCACAUCAGCUCCCCAGCCAGCACUGGUCGCCAUGGGGGGUGGUGAUAUGCACCCCCCCACGGUGAGGCCCCGUUCCGGUUGAGUCCAUCUCCAUCACAGCAAGCAGCUCACAUUCUGUGCCUCUGAGUAGAAGAUAAAAAAGAUAGAUUUAUAAUAUUAUAUAAGCUAUAUAUGUCAUAUUAUUUUUAGAAAUCAGUUUAAUAUAUUUAAAAAUAUAUCUAUAAAAUACAUAUAUAACAGCACAUUUAUAAGCGAAAAUUGAUAUGGAACCUCCCCCUGUCUGCUCAGACCCAAUGACACGUUCUCUGUGGGGCGUGGUCAGCAUGUGGGGCGUGGUCAUGCCACAGAGGUGUGGCUAGAGCACAUGUUCUCUAAUCACUGAGGAGACUGAACAAAAAUCCAUCCUAGUGACCAAAAUCAGAGUGGUGACGUGAAUAUAUAUAUAUAUAUAUAUAUAUAAUAUGGAAAGUAUUCUUUAAAAAUGACAAUUAUUAAUGAAAUUAUUAUACAAGAUGAGAUUUUACUGAUUUUAUUCCUUUAGGAAAUAUUUUCAUUAAAUAUAGAUGUGAAACCGUCAAGAGACACAUAUCCAUUGUAGGGUUAACUGGAGCCUCCAGACCCCAACUCCUGGGGACCUGACCCCGAGCCGGAGGCUGGAAGGGGCUGUGAGUCGGGGGCGGAAUGCCUGCCGCUACCUGACAGCGAUAAGCCUGACCCCACGACGCGCAAUUUCAAAUACUGAAAAGUCCUGCUGUAAAUACUUAACACUGUACAUACGUGUGUGUAUAUGCAUAGCUGGAAUAACCUAACAGGCAAACAUACAUGUAAACACACACCACGUGAAGGUUAAUGUAGGAUCUCUGGAUUUCCUGUUUUUAUCCUCUCAUCUUGGCAACUUUUCAAAGACAAAGGAUUCUUUUUAAUCCAUCUUUAGGGCCAAAUGAGUCAAAACGCAGGAAAGGUACUGACAAGGUGUUUGUAUUUUGAAAGCUUGCAGAGGGCUUGGGUACAGGGUGCUGACUAAACAGGGUGACCCCCCCUCCCCCCAUGCUCAUGCAUGCCACCACGCACCAUCCCGCCCCCCUCUUCCCCAACCCCUUCCCCCCACACAAUUCCUUAGCCUGGGCAAGGUGAACACAAAUGCGGAGGAAUGUCAUUAUUGCUGCCACCAGAGGGAGCUCUUUCAAAAGUUAUGGGCUUGUGAUGAAGAGGGUAGCCAUUCUGUAAAAGCCCUGUACUCAUCAAACUGUUUUAUGAGUCACGUUCGAAGUGAUUUGCUAACAGGGUUUUAUUUCGGUCCUCCAGUCACCUGAGAAAGCAAUAACGUUCAAUCCAGGCCAGACCCAAUGAUGAGAACUUCCAAAACAGAAAGUAACUACAGAUUAAAGUGCAAUUACAACAUUUUUCAUGGACAACCUCAGUAAACUGGAUGACAGAAGGCAUGGAACCUGAUGUGAGCACUCUGUUCGCUCCUUUCUGGUUACCCAGAAUCCUCCUUGUUUUUAAAGAGCCGUGUGAGAUACUAUAUGAAAACCAUGUUGAUGUUAGUGCUGAUGAUGUGUAUCCUUGCAUUGCUGGUGGGUGUGCUUACUGUGACAGUCAAUCCGGUUAUCAUCUGGUGUGAUGGUUUGUUCGCUGUUCUGUAAAGGGUUGUUUGAUUACAUUGUUAACUCCCCCCCCCCCAAAAAAAAAAGAGGUAAUGUUUUAUAGAAUGAUCUUUUAGCAAAUGCUCAGGCCAGCCCUUAACUGUUGGAGAAAUGUCUUUUUUUGUGAUGAACUCCCAUUAGAGGGUCUGAGUAAGGUCAUGUGAUGUCAUCGCUCAGCCCUGAUUGGUUCGCAGGAUAAAGUGAAGGAGGGUAGCUGGGCUAGCACGGGUAUGGAGUUUCCCUGACUACGUAUUCCGAGUUGGGGCAGCAGCGACGACCGCUCUCUCAUGACCCCUGCUGGUCACAAACAGUCACUCCACUAAAUAUUAAAAAAUUGCUUUCCUCAAUUAGGAGAUGCUGAAGCAGCAUGUUCUGCUAACCAGCUAGCUAUGGUCUUCUGACACACUAUUACAUUAUUACAGCUAGCUAUUAUUGCAUUUGGGGGGGGGGGACCCAGAAACAGCAGAGCCGCUCCUGCAGUUGGGAGCCUUCCCAUGAUGCUCUGCAUGUCCGCUCGCUGACAGUCGGUCCUUUAAUAAUCUGAUUUUGACUGAAGGCAAAGCUGGUUGCCUCACAGUCAGACUCCAGGAGACCCACCUAGUGUGACAGGAAAGAGCAGGGAGAUGGCUCCUACUGGGGGAAGACUGGCUUGUUGUGUGUGUGCAUGCAUGUUCGAGUGCAUUGGCGAGGGUUAAAAACCCUACAGACUUACACGCAGCCAGACAUAGGGGCCGCUACCGAAGACCCAGGUGUCAAAUCACUGAACCGGGUGUCUAAACACAGAAUACCCAGAGAUUGGUGCUGUCAAGUCAGCUGACAUGAGGCGGCUGCCAAUCAAAGUGGGUCUUACAGUGAGGUCAGCUGAUAAGGUGCGGCUGCCAAUCAAAGUGGGUCUUACAGUGAGGUCAGCUGACAUGGUGCAGCUACAAAUCAAAGUGGAUCUUAAGCAAGGUCAAUGGACAUGGUCCAUCUGCCAAUUAAAAUGGGCCAUACAGUGAGGUCAGCUGACAUGAUCCAUCUGCCAGUCAAAAUGGGCUAUACAGUGAGGUCAGCUGACAUGGAGUCUUUUCUGUGCAGUUUCAUUGGAAUCCAGGGUCUUCACAAUCAGCCAGUCUUUUUCCAGUAACCUGCAUACAAGCCCCCGCCCCUCCUUCUGCACCAGAAACUGAAAGCACGGGUCACAAGAUCUCUCUGUAGAUGCUGUACGUAACAGUGAGGUGCAUGCUGGGACUGUACAGGUGCUCAGUCUGGACGCUGCUCUGUCCUUUGUUGGGGGCUAUUUCGGGGGAUCCUCUGUACUAUACCCUGGGGUGCUGAGUGGUGGGGGUACCUCUGACACCCCUGACCCCCCCCCCCCGACACGCCCACGGCCCAGCCUCUGUGUACCACUCCAUCGGUCCU
This is a messenger RNA of Paramormyrops kingsleyae, 6631 nucleotides long. Its product is annotated as rho GTPase-activating protein 44-like. Gene Ontology annotation, cellular component: cytoplasm; presynaptic active zone; dendritic spine. Lineage: Eukaryota; Metazoa; Chordata; Actinopteri; Osteoglossiformes; Mormyridae. Gene Ontology annotation, molecular function: GTPase activator activity; protein binding. Gene Ontology annotation, biological process: modification of dendritic spine; regulation of dendritic spine morphogenesis; negative regulation of Rac protein signal transduction. The record is from RefSeq and is a predicted model, not a curated record.